UCCCUCCUCCUCCUCCCUCCCUCCCUCGAGCUCCAGCUCCAGCUCCAGCUCCAUAGUCUCUCCUUCAGUCCACCUCUCUCUCUCUCUCCGUUUUUCGCGCCAAAUUUUGAGAAAUUUCCGAUUCAGUUUCGAGUUCUGCGCCGACGCGGCGACUCCAAUCUCGUCGUGCCUUCGCCGACGCCGUUGCGGCGACGAGGUUUCUCCGUCGCGGUCGAUGGGAACUCUCGCGAGCUGGAGCUUCGGCGCCCUCAACAUCAAGCUCCGCUCGUCUCCCGUGGCCCGCGCUCCCCGCGGCGGCGCCGGCGGCGUCGGAGCUCGGUCUCUCGAGCCCGCGAGGCCGAGGGGCUCGUGCCUUCUGUGCGGGAGUGGCGUUUCGGUUUCGUGUAGGAGGUUGGAUAGGUUCAGGCGAUUCAGCAGCGGUGGCGGCGGCGGUGGCGGAGAUGGCGAUUAUGGACCGGAGAGCGAGAGCGACUCGGGGAAAGAGUCGAGCGUGACCACGACUGCGCCGCCGCCGCCCGAAGAGGCUGAAGAGACAAGCCGCGCCGAGUUCGAGUCCGAGAAGAUCCGGUCGAGGCUGCCAGAAACACCUUCAUUUGGACCGACUUACACUAGCUUUCAAGUAGACUCUUUUAAGCUUCUGGAGCUUCUUGGACCGGAAAAAGUUGAUCCUGCUGAUGUGAAGCUACUCAAAGAAAAGCUCUUUGGCUACUCAACAUUUUGGGUUACAAAAGAAGAGCCAUUUGGAGAUCUGGGUGAAGGUAUACUUUUCCUUGGAAAUCUCAGGGCAAAGAGAGAAGAUGUGUUUGCCAAGCUGCAAAAACAGCUGGUUGAAGUCACUGGAGAUAAGUACAAUCUUUUCAUGGUUGAGGAACCCAACUCAGAAGGACCUGACCCUCGAGGAGGGCCACGUGUUAGCUUUGGUUUGUUGAGGAAAGAGGUCUCAGAACCAAGACCAACAACUCUUUGGCAGUAUGUGAUAGCUCUAUUGCUAUUUCUCUUGACCAUCGGUUCAUCAGUGGAGUUGGGAAUUGUAUCUCAGAUAAAUCGUCUUCCACCCGAAGUUGUGAAAUACUUCACUGAUCCAGAUGCUGCUGAACCACCAGAUAUGGCGUUGCUAUAUCCAUUUGUGGACUCUGCGUUGCCCCUAGCUUAUGGUGUCUUGGGGGUUCUAAUAUUUCAUGAAGUUGGGCAUUUGCUUGCUGCCUUUCCAAAGAAAGUUAAGUUGAGCAUUCCUUACUUUAUUCCCAACAUCACUCUUGGAAGUUUUGGUGCCAUUACUCAGUUCAAGUCCAUCCUUCCUGAUCGGAGUACAAAAGUCGACAUUUCUUUGGCUGGGCCUUUUGCUGGUGCUGCACUCUCUUUCUCAAUGUUCAUCGUUGGUCUUCUGCUUUCAUCGAACCCUGAUACUUCUGGAGAUUUGGUGCCAGUUCCCAGUAUGUUGUUUCAAGGUUCUUUGCUUCUUGGACUCAUCAGUAGAGCAACUCUUGGUUAUGCGGCAAUGCAUGCUGCUACUGUUUCAAUUCAUCCUCUGGUUAUUGUAGGAUGGUGUGGAUUGACAACAUCAGCCUUCAAUAUGCUUCCAGUAGGAUGCUUAGAUGGUGGAAGAGCUGUGCAGGGUGCCUUUGGUAAAAGUGCUCUACUAGGAUCUGGUCUGACCAGUUACACAAUGUUGGGAUUAGGAGUGUUGGGUGGACCUCUGUCACUUCCUUGGGGGCUUUAUGUUCUGAUAUGUCAGAGAACCCCAGAGAAACCAUGCUUGAACGAUGUAUCAGAAGUUGGGACAUGGAGGAAAGCAGUGGUGGUAGCAGCUAUCGUGCUCGUCGUGCUGACGCUCCUCCCAAUAUGGGACGAGCUCGCAGAAGAGCUAGGUGUAGGCCUUGUAACAACAUUCUGAUGUAUGGUGGCGAAACGGAGAGAGUACAUAAGAGCAACGUUGGUUCAGCCCUUCAAAGCACAGAUCGACAGCAAUUUUUGAAACGAUAGUCAAUAAAAAAGUCCGCCCGAUAUUUACUUU
This is a messenger RNA of Syzygium oleosum, 2014 nucleotides long. Its product is annotated as probable zinc metalloprotease EGY1, chloroplastic. NCBI's taxonomy places the organism in Eukaryota, Viridiplantae, Streptophyta, Magnoliopsida, Myrtales, Myrtaceae. The transcript is spliced from 10 exons. The record is from RefSeq and is a predicted model, not a curated record. Gene Ontology annotation, biological process: proteolysis. The coding region runs from base 215 to 1894 and encodes 559 amino acids.